CCACACUAGAACUUUGGGAUACGAGUUUGAACACAGGUUAAUAGGUUAUUAUUCGAUUAUUAUUUGCCGAGUAACAUGCAAUCCAUUCAUCUACUUUUACUAGCCAGUUACCCAUUCUGGAGUGUCGUGAGUCAAGCUGUGUCCCCAUAUUCCUUGAAGUCCAUGUAUAUGUGUGAUAUUUUGCAGCUCAGUGAACCCCUCAUCGUUUAUAAACUGAAAAAUAUUGAGUGCUCAACCGCGCCUGGAUUUUCAACGAACGCUUCCUGCUAUGUAAGAGCAGUAAAUUGGAACAAGGCCGUGGCUGAAAUGGAUGUCGAUCUGCUGAGACCUUUGUACAAUAUAACAGUUCGGUUACAGAUCUUCAAGAGGGACUACAGCAAUAAGUUCCAGCCCUUCCUCGUGGACGUUCAAAUAAACAUGUGCGAUGCACUAUCCAGGCGCAGCUUUAUGCCGUAUGGCUUGAUCAUUCUGAAAAUUACCAGGUCGUUCUCAAACUUUAAUCACUCCUGUCCAUAUUGCGGUCAUUUGCUAGCACGUGGCGCAUAUUUAAACGAAUCCAUCUUGCCCAACGUUUUUCCCCUUGGCUUCUAUAAAUUAAAAAUUACGAUUAUGGAAAACUACAGAGCUUCGCCGAGCGCACACGUUGGGGGUGUUGUCUGGUACGUCCAGGUCAUGGAGGCAAUCCAGCCAAAAAAGAAACCCAACCGAGGCGUCUAA
Molecule: messenger RNA, 717 nt
Organism: Drosophila erecta
Lineage: Eukaryota; Metazoa; Arthropoda; Insecta; Diptera; Drosophilidae
Exons: 2
Coding region: 76-717 (213 amino acids)
Source: RefSeq, a predicted model, not a curated record